CAUCUUGCCAGUAAACGGGCUGUUCACCCGUGCGGGCAGACUGGCUGUAGCUCCUGCUCAUCAGAAACUGUUGUGUCACGACACAGUCCUUGAAGGUGCCGUCUCCUUCUGUCCUUGCAUCAAUGAUAUGUAUCUUUCUCUAGAAAAAUCUGAAAAAAUGUCGGAAAAUCUCAUACCCAGCAAGACCCCUGUGAAAGGGCCAAAAACCUCAGCAAAGAAACAGAAAGGUGAAAACAGAGCUAAGGGAUCCUCGAAGGGACAACGAACACAGCUUGGUAAGAAAGAUGAAACUGAUCUUUCUAUGGCUGAUAUAGGCCACCCAGAAAUUUUUCCUUUAGUUUUCACUAGCAAGACUCAAGAAAUUUUUAAUUGCCGAAUUGAUGAAGAUGUCACAGAAGAAAAUUGUUUCAAAGUUAUUAAAAAAGAGGACAUCAUUCAGGAUUUGAAAACAAGAUCUACAAUUUCUGAUUUCCACCCUGUCAAAAAAGUUGUCCUGGAAUAUCCAGGGGAAGAACUUUUGGUGGUCUUUGAUGCAAAGUUGCAGUACGGACAGAACUUUUACCUUGUUGCUUCUGAGGAAGCCAAGGAAAACCUUCUGAAGCCUUCAGAAAGUGCAGGAAAAAAAGAAGAAGAAAAAGAAGAAGAAAAUGGAGAGGGAAUUCUGGAAUUCUGUCCUUAUAAGCCUCCUGUCCGCAAACCGUGGGUUUCUCUCGGCAGUGAAAAGGAAAUUGAAGAAGAAACUGUUAAAGACACUGUUACAAAGAUUAAGUAUAUGAUUUCUCGAGUACGCAGGAAGUUUGGUGCACCAAUUACAUUUACUGAUAAGAAUGCCUCACAUGUAACAGACAGUUAUGUUGAAUGCACAUCCUAUCAAGACAAAACUUUCAGUAUUAAAAUGCUUGAAAAAGAUGUGGGCAUACAGAUGGUUCCAAAAGUAAGAGAAGCUAGUACUCAGACAAAAUGGACCUAUCCAAAAAAUGCAGCCACACAGUAUAUUCCUAGGCAGUUGUCAAAUGAAGAGAAAGAAGAGAGUCUGCUAUCUGAGAAGCUGAAAGAAUUUCUUACAUCAGUACAUUUAAGAAUGGAAAUUGCAUUGCAGCAAAAUGAAAUUAUGAACGCUUUUUUUGAUGACUGGAAAGCCCUAGCAGAAGAUGAAAGCAGUUGUGGUGGCAAGCCAGAUGUUUAUCUUAAAGCACACCAAUCAUUUACAGAUCUCCAUGGUCUCAAGGACAGAACUAUUAGCUGUGUUUGCUGGCAUCCAACCAUUUAUGGGAUUGUAGCAGUGUCAGCAAGAAAGCUUUCUUACGAAGAGCAAGUUAACCUUUCUGAGACGUCAUUGCAGCAGCAAUCUGUAAUACUUCUUUGGAGUUUUUUUGACCCUAUCCACCCUCAGUUAAUGUUAGAGUGUCCUGAAGACAUUGACUGCUUUCAGUUCAGUCCAAGUGAUCCAAAUAUCAUCGCUGGUGGCUGCAUCAAUGGACAGGUUGUACUGUGGGAUAUUUCUCAACAUGAAAAAAACCUGCAAAAUACAAACGCUGUUUCUGAUGGAAUUAAAAUGACAGCUGUUGAUAUGGUGAAUUCUUCCAUUCUAAAUAUAUUGCCUUACAACUGUCUGGGAGGUGUAGAUAAUAUUUACAUUGAGGGACUAGAAAGGAUAAGAAACCUGCCAUCACCUGUGCAAGUCCAGCAGACAAACACAGAGCCACCUCUAGUGAGAUACUGCGCAGUCUCAUCCAUGCAGCAUAGUCAUAAAAAGCCAGUAACAGAUAUACAUUGGCUGCCAGAAUAUUUUGAGGACAACGGAAUGGGUUCUACUUUUGAAAACAGAGCUGAAAUUUGCGUGCAGCUUGUAACCUGCUCCCCUGAUUGCUCAAUAUUAUUUUGGGAUAUUCCAGCCACCAAACUUGCUGAACAAUCCUCAUCUGAGAAAGUGAAAGAGGAGAAAAAACUUUAUAUGCCCCCUGAUGUUCUAGAUACUUUAAAGCAUCUAGAUCUCUGCUGGAAACCUCUCAUAAAGAUAAACCUGUAUGAAAGCAAUACCAACAUGGAGUAUGGUCCUGUCAGAAUUAGUUUAAGGGAACUGCGUUAUCAUUACAAAACCUCAGAGAAGGUGCAAUCUCUGAACACACUAGAUGUACUCGUCAAAGACAGCCCAUGUAGAGAGAUGAGUACUCCCUCAAGCAAAAAUCUGAAAGUGCUAAUGAAUAUCUCCACCAACUUUUUUGUUGGAAAUGAAGAUGGAGAAAUUGUUUAUUCCGACUGGAAAAUAGAAAUUGAUAGUGACUCAGCAAAACCAGUUAGACAGAAUCACGUUCAGAGAUACACCAUCCACACCAAAGCUGUCAACACUCUCCAGAGAUCUCCGGUUUUCAAAGACAUCAUUCUAAGUGCUGGGGGCCGGAAUUUUGCCAUUUGGAAAGAAGGGGUUACAAAUGGGCCGAUCCUUCAGUCAAGAUGCUCUGCAGGAAGAUAUACCACGGGACAGUGGUCCUUAACGAGACCAGGAGUUUUCUUCAUUGGCAGAGAUGAUGGGAGUAUGGAGGUCUGGGACUUACUGAAGAAAACUCAUGAGCCAUCUCAUUUGCAGAACAUCUCCGAAUCAAGGAUCACUUCCAUCAGCCCCUGGACCACCUCAACAAAGCAGCAUUUUUUAGCUGUUUCUGAUGGUUUUGGAGUACUGCAUGUUUUGGAAAUCUGUCAGAUAUUAAGUCAUCCUUCAAGGAAUGAGCAUACCAACAUACUUGAGUAUUUUGAAAGAGAAAUCAAAUAUCUGAAGUAUUGUGAACAAGAAUUUCAAGAGUAUCAAGAGUUUCAAGCCAAAACAGAACUGAGAUAG
This is a messenger RNA of Eurypyga helias (sunbittern), 2836 nucleotides long. RefSeq names its product WD repeat domain 63 (gene DNAI3). Gene Ontology annotation, cellular component: inner dynein arm. Gene Ontology annotation, biological process: inner dynein arm assembly; cilium movement involved in cell motility. The annotation marks the transcript as partial. The transcript has 23 exons. NCBI's taxonomy places the organism in Eukaryota, Metazoa, Chordata, Aves, Eurypygiformes, Eurypygidae. The record is from RefSeq and is a predicted model, not a curated record. Gene Ontology annotation, molecular function: dynein light chain binding; dynein heavy chain binding.